Molecule: messenger RNA, 2263 nt
Organism: Sitophilus oryzae (rice weevil)
Lineage: Eukaryota; Metazoa; Arthropoda; Insecta; Coleoptera; Curculionidae
Exons: 4
Coding region: 374-2263 (629 amino acids)
Source: RefSeq, a predicted model, not a curated record
GAACACAACCGACAACGACGCGCCAAUACGCGUUUCCAUAGCCGACUUUUCGCGCCGACAGCUCGCGCGGAAUUUCCCGAAUUUCCACUGCAGUUUCCCCACGGAAAGCUCCAAGAGUUCGGUGUCAAAAAAAAACUUUUAAACUGUAUUUUUGCCUCGAAGAACUGUUUAAUUGAUUUAACUAGGACAUAAACUGUUUCAUUUGGUAACAUUUUUGUGUUUUAUUUUGACUAGUGAGUUUUUUGUUUGAGGAUGUUUGUUAUUUGUGUUGGACAAGGAUUGUUGCAGUGAAUUUUUGGAUUGAUUUCGAAUUGCCGAAAUCCAAUGGAUAACUUUUGUUUUGGAUAGUUUUGUCGGAUCAUGACCUGCCAAGAUGCCCAUCCUACUUCUAAGGCAACCGUCCAACACUUCCUUGGCGGCCAUCGUGGAGAAAUCCCAACGUCAGCCGAGCCAUACCCACUUAGGCUACGACCUCCAACUUAAAAACAACCAGCUCGACCUUGUUCUACUCUCCAGGCCUCCAGAACACGUACCAAACCCAUCGAAAGUACCUCUAGAACUACCUAAACCUUUAACUCCUUUAAAACUGUCACCUGACGAAGGAUUUGAGAGCGAUAUCGAUACUAUCUCUAUAGUAAGCAGUGAAAAUGAGUCGUUUGCUGUUGACAAAGUUGGACAGAAACCUGUUCUGGCUGAAACGGAUAGUGCCAAUGGAGGGUCGGGUACAGAAAGUGAAACGGAAGCGGAGAAAACUAGUACAUUGACUCCGAAAAAUGCCAACACAAUUAAAGAGGGCCUGGACAAGCAACUGUUUUUACACCAAGCUAAGGAAACUUUUGAUCUAGUCGACUGCGUUUGUUAUUCCGAUGUGACGUACCCUGACGUUUUGAUAUUCGUCAUAAAAAGCGAGGCUCUAGUGUUCAGGUUUGAAAGCCUUCAAAAAUUACAAACAUUCUACACGAAUUUUACAACUUUGAAAGCCGUGACCAAUCAGAAAGCUUACAAUUUGAGUAAGAAUGUUGCAACGAAAUAUAACUUACUGCACAGAACAGAUCACAAUGGUGUUACACACAUUGAAAUCAAGAAACAGAACGCUAAUAACAAACCUCAGAAUUCUUCGAACAGCGGUCAUUCUAAUAUAAUAUCUAUUGAUACACCUGAUGGGACGAUAUCAAAUAGGAAACUGUUUGAAGUUGAAGAUUCCAAAUCAAACAAGCUGAAAGACGUAAAUUUGCGUCAAAGGGCCGAGAGUAAGCUGAUCACCGAUAUGAGGUUGUUGAACGAUGCCAAGUUCAACACGAUCAACAAUAAGGUGGGAGGUAAGAAGAUGAUGGUGAGGAGCAGUUCCAUAGAGAAUAUUUUAAAUGUAGAUAAUAAGGAAAGCAAUCUAGUCAAAGAUGAUGGUGUAGUUGGUACAUUGAGGAAGGUGUGGAAUUCCGCAGAGGAUUUGUUAGAUUCCGAUAAUCCUCGAAGACCUGAACGCCGGAGAAAAAAGAAACCUGCACCCCCACCACCCAUCGCAAAACCUGAAAAAGUCGAGGAUGUCUUCAGCGGACAAUUCGUCCGAGUCAACGUCCAUCUAGACAAAGACUUGGUCGCAAAAACCGACUGUUCUAAAAACAAUUUCACUUCAUUCCUCAAAUCGAAAAUCGAACCGAAAGCCACUGGUCAGGUUCUGAGGUACCACCAGGACAAUGCAACAUUGAAUAGACCAACACGAACGCCACUGUACGAGAAAAAUAAAUUUUGGACCAAUUCAGUACCGAGAAUCUUAAAGAAAACAUCUCGAAGUAAGAGCGAGACUAGAAACUCACCUCAGAACUUUCAACCUAUGGCCUACAGGUAUAUUGAUACUACCAUGGACUACCCUUACAACACCUCCAUGCAAGACAACGCCAUGUUCCUUACCGCUACAGGUCUCAAGCCUAAACCUCACAGCACGGAAACUUUACAACGUAAACCUUACAACGUUGAGACACAACCACGUAUUUCUUACGCGUAUAACGUUACCAGCUUGCCCAAACACCAAGAGAACAACAUGGGCAAUAGAAUUUUUGGUCUGACGCCUAAACUGAAGGAUUUCAGUAAGGGUGACAGUGCUGCCAGGUUGGGCAACAAAUGGGGAAGUGCUAGCGACUUAACGUUUCUCAGUAACGAUAAAAAUAACCUGAAGAGUAGCAUAAAGAGUGGGGAAGGCGGUUCGAAGAAAAAGAACGAGAAAAAGGUGACUUUCAGUGCAUAUAACACGGUUCAAGUUGUUUGA